Danaus chrysippus (African queen) is the source of this 252-nucleotide messenger RNA. The record is from the annotation of a GenBank genome assembly. NCBI's taxonomy places the organism in Eukaryota, Metazoa, Arthropoda, Insecta, Lepidoptera, Nymphalidae.
AUGUCAACGGCUAUGACAUUUGGUCAGAAACAAUUUAUACCCACUGCACCAGAUAAGGGCAGUUUUCCUUUGGAUCAUGAGGGGAUUUGCAAAAAAAGUAUGGUCAGGUAUAUGAAUUGCUUAUAUGGUAACAACAGUGAUAAUUCAAAAUGCAGAACUGAAGCCAAGGAGUACUUAGCUUGCCGAAUGGAUCAUGGUUUAAUGGCUAAAGAAGACUGGUCUAAAUUAGGUUUUAAAGAAUUGUCAUCAUAA